This is a messenger RNA of Mercenaria mercenaria, 4550 nucleotides long. Its product is annotated as zwei Ig domain protein zig-8-like. Gene Ontology annotation, biological process: synapse organization. The transcript is spliced from 8 exons. NCBI's taxonomy places the organism in Eukaryota, Metazoa, Mollusca, Bivalvia, Venerida, Veneridae. Bases 889 to 1806 code for a protein of 305 amino acids. Gene Ontology annotation, cellular component: neuron projection membrane. The record is from RefSeq and is a predicted model, not a curated record.
GCCGGCGUUUCCUCGCCAGUCAAUGAUAUUGGCAUUAUUGUAGAAGCAUAUUGAAUCAUAUUGGACUUCUCUUCGAUAGUAUAACACUGGUAGAACAGAGAGAGGAUAGCAUGUGGUUAUGACAACAUACCGGAGUUGUUCAAGGAGGAUUAAAUUAAAACAAAGUGAGAAAAGUGUAUUUGUGGAAAUAUUUGUGAACGAUAAUGUAUGUUUGUAUAGUUUAUUGAGAUGCAGGUUGCGACAAAAAUUGCGAAGUUAAAAUAAUGGAAUUUAGUGUACUUCUUUCCCUAUAAUAUUUGUUAAAUGAAUGAUUUUUAAUGUAAAUAGUGAUUCAUUUGGAUUACAUAUGUCUUUGGAAAUAAUGUGGAAAAUAGAUUGUGUUAUACUCCGAGCCCUAUUUUCUAAAUUUUGCAUAAACUAGCAGCUUUACUUUAACUGGCAUUGUUUGUAGCACUUUUGAUUACUGGCAUAUGCAACAAAUUGCGAAAAGCAUAUUGAAGUGCUAGUUACCUAAUUAUUUACAUCAGUCGUAACGUUAUGGAAAAAAAUUCUUUGGAAGGAAAGAAGUCAGAGUAAUUUCAGAGUAAUUUCCGUGAUUCUGAACUUUGCUAUUUCCUUUCGAGAUACUGACCUUAUUCGUGUAGAAUAGACCAGUAAUGAGGACAGUAAUCCGGAUUGCACGGAACUUGUAAUUACUGCUUCUGAGGAUUGCAAAUUGGAUGUAACUCCAGUGAUUCUUAAUUUGGAAUUUUAAGCGAGCCAUUCGGUUCAAUGGAAGUACUUACACACAAGGCAUUUGGUACUUAUGGAUGAACUUGAGCGGGAUUUGUAUCUAAAUGAUUUAUUCUGAUAAAAUCUAAGGAUAAAAUUGGAAAUUAUGUGAGCAAAAUGACAAUAGGAUGGUGCAAGCAUGUACGGAGGGCAACAAUCGCUACCACUGUAGUUAGCGUUUGGAUUGUAACGUUUAUUGCUGUGUGUGCAGAAAACGUUACCUCUGCCAUUACAACACGUCAAACCAUUCCACGAUUUCUGCGGACACCGACAAAUGUAACAGUGCAUCGCGGAGAACUGGCAGAGUUAAUGUGUCACAUUCAAAAUCUCGGACCUAGAAUGGUGGUGUGGAGGAAAGCCUCCGAGGAGAAUCCAUUGACAUUAGGGACAGCAACUUUUACACCUGCAACUGAGAUAAGCAUCAAUCAGGUUGACAUAUCCCCCGGUGAAAGUAAAUGGAAUUUACUCAUUAAAAACGUACAGCCAAAACACGCUGGUGUAUAUGAAUGUCAGAUAAGCUCAACGGGCAUCUACACACAUUAUGUUGCCCUUAAUGUUCUUAAAAGUCCAGCAGUAAGAAAACCACAAUUAACCAUUACGGGUACGCAGUAUGUAAACCAAUACAAUGACAUACAUUUAGUGUGUAAUGCAACAGGUGUUGACAGAGCACCGGAAGACGUGGACUGGUUUUUCAACGGAAACAGAAUUCAUACAUCGCAUCCUCAUUGGUAUGGACGAAUAGAAAUAGUGAAACAUCGACCUCUUCCUGGACGUUCUUAUAUAAGUGAAUUAAUUAUACACCUCAGUACAAUGGAAGACCAGGGAAACUAUGUGUGUCGAAGUUCUGAUUUAAACGUUAACAGUAUGAAUGUACAUAUCUUAAAUGAUAAAGAAACUGGAAUAAAGAUACGAGCUCCGGGUGAAGAAAGUGGAAUGAUGAAAACGGAAGACACGGGUAAAAGCAAAGCGGCAAUGGCUGAUAUAUCAUUGACAUUUACUUUAAUAAAUGUAUUCAUGUUGACCGCAUUAACUUGAAAUCUAUAUGUUGUAUUUUUAAGUAGGUAAUCAGGCAGGUAUACCAUAAUGUGAAACUAAUUAUAGAGCAACAAGAUGGUAUUUAUAUUUGACAAGAAAACAAUUCAUUGGAGAAGCAGAUCUCUGCAGAUCAUAAUGUUAUUCCUAGGAAUAAGAAUGUUGUAUAACAGAUGUGUAUGGCGACCUUAAAGUGAAAGUGCUCUCGUUUAAAUUGAAGAUUUAUCUUGAAUUAUGAGUCUGCGCUGAAACUGUGUUGUGCACAGACCUCUGUGUCGAUAAAAGCUCGUCUGCUUUGACAUGCAAAUAUAACGAGCGUUUGGAGUACAGAGAGAUGGUUGACGGUUUUGAAGAUGAAUUUACUUCUAUUGCUGAAACUGUGAUUUUAAAGUGAUAGUGUUGUUGAUAAUUUGGAGCCGGUUGAGACUAAUGAUCGGAAUGAUGGAAACGUACUAUGGCUCUCUUUCAUAGUUUAUGUGCAGUAUGUUGUAUAGAGAGUUGCAAAACUUUCAAACAUUUGUGUACAAGGGAACUUUCUAGACUUCAUCAGUUAGGAUCAGUCGAGUUUAUUCCAGUUUAGUAUUUUAAUACUCCUUACGUUGAAUUGUAUUCAUUUGUCAUUGAGUAUUAAAACAACAGAUGGCAUUAAUUAUAUAUAAUAUUAUUGAAAUUAAUUUCAAAAUUCUGAUGUACAUGUACGAGAUUGCAUUCUUAAUAAUUGAAACUUCCAAUUUAGAUGCAGUUUUAUGUCAUCAUAACGAAUGCGUUAGUAAUGUUUUAAUGUCGAAACUCUACAGCCCACAUUUAGUAUUUACUAUAAGCAAAAUUCAAUCCCAAAAUAUUGGAAAAAUACGCACCAUAAUCAUUUUGAAAAACGGCAUCACUUAAUCGGGUAUGAAAAACUUCCCAUGUCAUUUUACUCAUUAAAUGGUAUCACUUCUAUAACAAAUUAAAAAAAUGCAGCUUUCGAACAUUACAUGGUUUAAUUCUCUAUGAAAAAUAUAACGGCAUAUUUCACAUAUUGAAAUAUUGUGCCUUAAUGUUGUGUAGAUACAUAUGUUGUGGAUAAACUUGGUUGUGACUGAAAAGCAAAAACGUACGAAGCUACUUUCAAAGGCUAGUAUUUGUUUUCAGUAUGGAAACAACUCCUUCAAACUGAAUUUCUGUUAGUUGACAAGUAAGUAAAAGAAAGAACGCGGUAUUCUGGUUUUACAGCAGUACUCAGUACUGCGACGAUGAUAGUGUCUAAAAAUGUUGAGUCUAAGAAUAAAUGCAUAUAUCGCUGAAUGGACCUUGAUAGAAUAAAUCCAGUAAAAGAUUGCAAGUGCUUUUGAUUAAAAGGCAUCUGUGUAAUAUUAUCCUUAAUCUGUUUCAAACGCAUUUUACAAACCACGUGGUACAAAGUAUUCAACACAGAUAUCAGAAUAUGGUAUUGAGUCUGUGCAAAACGAUAUAGAGAAUAAUAGGUUUGUGCCGUAGAUGAGAAAGUUUAUCUGGCGAGGUGGAGGAGGUUAUCGGGUGGGCCGAAGGCGAACUUUGAUAACGUCCGGAGCCGAGCCAGAUAAACUUUCUCCAUCUUAGGCACUAACCUAUUAUUCUAUUUAUCUUGUCAUUACUUCAUUUUCCGAUAUUUGGCAAUUUAUUUUACAAAAAUAAGUGUACGACAACCGUUUUAAUGACGUCAUAUUCGUAAUGACGUCACUUAUAUAAUGACGUAAUCACCGACAAAAUCGCAAUAACUUCUUCGUUUUUGAAUAAAAACUCAUUAUUUGACCACUCAUUUUCUUAGUUCGGACAUUUCCAACACAACGGUGAUGGUUUCAAUGCAAAAUUUCUUAUGACAACAAUAUCGAUCAUAAGGUCACAUGAUCAACUGACCGUAUAUCACUGGUCACGUGUCAACUGACAGUAUAUCAAGAAAGAUAUACGGCACCCUGAUAUCAGGUCGAAAAUACUGCAAGUAACAGGAUAAUGAAAAUUAUAAUGACCUUUUCAUAAAUGUCUACUAUCGUUCUUUGUUUUUACUAAUGUCUACUCCUGUAUUUAAAUGUAAACAUUUGUCUUGCAUUCUUUUUUGAGUAGAAAAUUCGUGUUAGCUAUAUAUCAUUAGUAGAUUCGAUGAAUUGAAACUGAACACUGAGCUAUGAAGAAAAGAAUUGUACGGAUGCAGUUUCAGUUGUUACAGUGUAUAUACAAUAUGAAAUUUGUUUCUUCGCAUACGGGCAGUUAAAAUCAAAUAUAAAUUACCAUAUAUACGUAGGUCCACUUACCAGAGACAUGUUUUCACAUUAUUAUAGGUUCAUGCUCUUGUUGUAUUAUCUCUACACCUCGGACCAUUCAGACUGAUUUAUCUAUUUUUACGAACAAUGUUGUAGCUGGUAUAAAAUUGGCAUUCUUGAAUAUGACCAUGCCUUUUCUGCAAGGUAAAAAUGCACUGAUGUAAUCCAUAUGCAUAUUAUAAGAAGAUGAGAAGACCAUUACAAUUUAUUCAUGCUGAAUAAACUAUAUAGUUAUUCUUGCACUUUCGCACAACUCUUUGAAUUGUUAGUCCUCAGAACAUCUAUAUGCUGUACUGACCUUACUCGUUACUCUUGAUUUUGAUAGUCAUACGUCUACUAAAUCGUGAAUCUUUCUGUAUUUAGGGAGUCUUAUAACUGAAACACCGCCUACAAUUUACACUACUAUUUAUUUGAUUGAGACAUUUUGUUUCAUAUUUGUUAUCAUGUUAAUAAAGAUAAAUGUUUAUG